AGGGAGUCGCGCCCUGAUGUUUUCUAAAGUAGCAGUGAGGGCGGAAGUGCGUGUUAAAGUCGCCGGAAGUGAUCUGCAGUGAGGGUGUUCGGAACCGGUUUCUUGCAGUAAAGGUGCCGGGUACCUACACGGAAGCGAUGUCUGUGACCAUUGUGGUGCAGUACUGUGAGCCCUGUGGGUUUAAGCCUCACUAUGAGGAGCUAGCUGCCGCGGUGCGGGACGAGUUUCCUGAGGUCAUCAUUGACUCCUGUCCUGGGGGCACAGGAGCAUUUGAGAUCGAAAUAAAUGGGAAACUUGUCUUCUCCAAGCUGGAACUUGGUGGAUUCCCCUAUGAAAAAGACCUUAUGGAGGCCAUCCGAAAAGCCAUAAAUGGUGAACCGGUGGAGAAGAUCACCAACAGCCGAGCACCUUGUGUCAUUUUAUAGAGAGCUCCAAGCCUGUGUCCGCCAUUCACUGUGACCGGUCUACCCCAGGGUAGCAGUGUUCUCCAGCUGUGGCAAAAACUACAACUCCCAGCAUGCCCAGACAGCCUUCGGCUGUCUGGGCAUGCUGGGAGUUGUAGUUUUGCGACAGGUUGGGGGGACACUGCAGUAUAGCCACUGUACAGGUAUAGUUAGUUACCUACAAUUUGUACACACUACUACUACUACUACUACUACCGUUACUGGCUGCUGCUUUGUGGAGCACCAUACCCAUAGUCACCAGUAGUAUAUAUUGGCAUUAUCAUCAAAAUGUAUGCUGCUGUAUACCGUGGCGUACUCUUGGCGGGUGUAUUGAGUAUAAUGGACGAAACGUAAUCUACAAGUGAUUGUGGUUUGCUGAUUUUGAAUCCUACCCAGGAUCCGUAUAUGUUCAGGAAAUGGGAUGAGCAUAGUCACUGGUAGACUUAAAGGGUACCGUUCAUCAAAAAAACUUUUGAUACAUUGUAGAUUAAUGUAUGCAGAAUAACUUUACAAUUGCAUGUUAUUAAAAAAUAUGCUUAUUUCUAUUUAAUUUUCCACUUUGAAAAAAUGACCACUAGGGGUCUCCCUACCAGUCCUGGCCGCAAGCCCUUUUUAUAGAUUUCAGACUCAUGCUGGAGUCCUAAAUCUCAGACUGCAGCCGGGACACAGACAAGCUCAGCACUGCUCCCUGCCUGUCAAUCGGACAGCAGGGUAUACUCCUGACUCUGCCUUACUGCAUACCCUCAUUCAUUUUACAAUCUGAGCUCCGAUCUACCUUCUCUCUGCACAUGUAGUUGUUAACAGAGAGGAGAAGAUUCAGAGCUGCCAGCUGAGUUUGUCUGUGUCCUGGCUGCAGUCUGAGAUUUAGGACUCCAGCAUGAGUCUAAAAUCUAUAAUAAAAAAAAAAGGCUUGCGGCCAG
Messenger RNA from Hyla sarda, 1363 nucleotides. It is a transcript of the gene MIEN1, whose product is annotated as migration and invasion enhancer 1. Bases 138 to 425 code for a protein of 95 amino acids. Gene Ontology annotation, biological process: negative regulation of apoptotic process; positive regulation of filopodium assembly. The record is from RefSeq and is a predicted model, not a curated record. NCBI's taxonomy places the organism in Eukaryota, Metazoa, Chordata, Amphibia, Anura, Hylidae. The transcript has 4 exons.